Heteronotia binoei (common prickly gecko) is the source of this 7045-nucleotide messenger RNA. It is a transcript of the gene HECA, whose product is annotated as hdc homolog, cell cycle regulator. The transcript has 4 exons. Bases 380 to 1969 code for a protein of 529 amino acids. NCBI's taxonomy places the organism in Eukaryota, Metazoa, Chordata, Lepidosauria, Squamata, Gekkonidae. The record is from RefSeq and is a predicted model, not a curated record.
CGCCUUCCUCCUCCGUUCCUUUCACUUGCUCUUUGCUUUCCGCUGUCAUCAAGGCCUGGGCAGCCAGGCAGCUGGAGGAGGAGGAAGCGGGAGGCGAGCAGAGCGCCAGGGGGGCGAGAAGCAGAAUCAAAACAAGCAAGACACGCCUUUUCCCGUGCUUGCGCUCCUUCCCGUGGCCUGGCGGCUGUGGUGUGCAUGCGACUAGGCGGGAGGGGGAGAGAAGAGCCAGAGCUGAGCUUGCUCGCUCCUCCGCUGCCUCCUGACAAUGGGGCUGCACUAAACCACGCUUGGUGGUAGUGUGGUAGUGGGAGCACCAGCAGCGGAGAAAGCACCAACAGCCGCCAGCUUCCUGCUGCGACCCACUCCUCCUCCCUCGGCGAUGCCGAACCAGAAGAGCAACAAGGGCAAGAAGAACAAGCGCGCUAACAGCAGCGGGGACGAGCAGGAAAAUGGAGCCCUGGCAGCGGCGGGGGCAGCGGGCGCUGGAGGAGCUCUGGCCGCGGUGGCUGCUGCGGGAGGGAGCGGGCCGGCGGCAGCCUCAGGAGGCACUGGAAGCUCCGGGGGAGUGGCGGCUGCGACAGGCUCGGCUUCGGCCGACACUAAGAACGAAGCACCUUGUGCUACUCCACUGAUAUGUAGCUUUGGACGGCCUGUUGACCUAGAAAAAGAUGACUAUCAGAAGGUGGUAUGCAACAAUGAACAUUGUCCCUACAGCACUUGGAUGCACCUUCAGUGUUUUUAUGAAUGGGAGAGCAGCAUUUUGGCCCAGUUUAACUGCAUUGGGAGAGCAAGAAGCUGGAAUGAGAAACAGUGUAGACAAAACAUGUGGACCAAGAAAGGAUAUGAUCUUGCCUUUCGUUUUUGCUCCUGCCGGUGUGGGCAGGGCCAUUUAAAAAAAGACACUGAUUGGUAUCAAGUAAAACGAAUGCAAGAUGAGAAGAAGAAAAAGUCUGUGAAUGAGAAGAGUACGGGAAGAUCAUCCUCAGAGUCCACAGAAGAUGUUAAAAAGUGCAGACCUGCAAACAAGUCACAAAAAGGUUUAAAUCAUGAUAUCCAGCGACGGCAUUCGAUGGAUAGACAGAACUCUCAAGAAAAAAGUGGCUCUAGUGGUAGUUAUGCAGUGCGUUCUCCCUGUGGCUCUCCUGGUCAGUCUCCUCCAGCUGGGUACUCAGUUCUUGCCCCCACUCAUUUCAGUGGGCCCCGUUCUUCACGAUAUUUAGGAGAAUUUUUGAAGAAUGCUAUUCACCUAGAACCCCACAGGAAGAACAUAGCCAAUAGUGGCAUGUUUAGAAAUGCUCACUUUGAUUAUGGGUCAUCUGGGCUACAGUCACAUAGGUCAGGGCAUUUUGAUGCCCCUGUACAGUUUUUGAGGAGGCUUGAUCUCUCUGAACUUCUUGCUCAUAUACCACGGCAUAAACUGAACACUUUCCAUGUUCGUAUGGAAGAUGAUGCCCAAGUGGGUCAAGGAGAAGAUCUGCGGAAAUUCAUCCUUGCAGCACUGAGUGCCAGUCACCGAAAUGUUGUCAACUGUGCAUUAUGCCACAGGGCACUGCCAGUUUUUGAACAGUUUCCAUUGGUGGAUGGAACCCUGUUUCUUAGCCCAUCGCGACAUGAUGAAAUUGAAUAUGAUGUUCCCUGUCACCUUCAAGGAAGGCUUAUGCAUCUCUACGCAGUUUGUGUAGACUGUUUAGAAGGGGUUCACAAAAUUAUCUGCAUAAAGUGCAAGUCUCGGUGGGAUGGAAGCUGGCAUCAACUAGGCACCAUGUACACUUACGAUAUAUUAGCCGCUUCACCCUGUUGUCAGGCACGACUGAACUGUAAACACUGUGGGAAACCUGUUAUAGAUGUACGUAUUGGGAUGCAGUAUUUCUCAGAAUACAGCAACGUUCAACAGUGUCCACACUGUGGAAACUUGGACUACCAUUUUGUGAAGCCAUUCUCUUCGUUUAAAGUUUUGGAGGCUUAUUGACAAAAGCUUUGCCAUAGUAAUAGCUAUUUUAUGAGUAUUGUUUCUUUAUUUUACAUAUCUUUUAUAAGAUCUGUUCUGUGAUGGGAGAGGGAAAAACCCUAAUUUCUAACUGAAAGGAAGUGCAGCAGCUUUGUAUGUUUGUGUACAUGUGUUCCUAUGUAGAUGCGUGUCAUUAAGACCAUGGUCCUCUUGCCGCAGUUUCAGUGAAGGGUGGGGGUUGAGGCCAACCAACAUUUGCCGAAGCAAUAUAUUUUUUUAAAAAAUCCAUUCUGUCUUUGUUUAAAAACUUAUUUAGGACAGAGAAGCUGCAAGGUAUGGAGAACCUAUGGUCAAACUAAUACCUGAUUUUAAAAUAGAAAAUAUCAUGGGGAGAGGAGAACUCUUCAUAAAUGUCUUAGAACAGUCAGAUGGGAUCCCUUGCAGCUGUCUGUCCAGAUAGAUGGCGUCUUAGUGGAAUGCAGUGAUUGGCUCCCCACUUAAGAGCAUUCAUCCUUGUCUUUACUCUUGAUUCACAGAAGUUGAUUCCACAGUUUAGUAUAAUGUAGAGGAUAGUAAGGGGAUGAGAUGUUCUAAAGGUUGGAAUUUGGAGUGAUCUGUCCGGUGUCCGAUCCACAAGCUGGUCUUACAGUUCACGAUGACAACCUCUCUAUGCAUUUGGGUUUGCAAUGCUUGGAUGAGGUAAGUGAUCAGACUGAAUGGUUGUAAGUGCCGGCAGUUCUGUUGACAUUGCUAUUUUUCAGCAAGCCUCUGUGUUUGGCCUCCCUUGUAUGAUAGCCUCCAAGUUGUUGUUCCGCAAUGAAUUUGCCAUUGUCAUCACUUGGGAGCAAGGUCAGGUCUUGGUAGUAUAAGUAGUAGUAGCAAAUAUACUUUGAGAGUCUGUUAAGGUAAACCUAACCAUCAUGACAAAUGAAUGUAAUGCUAUGUCGGAAAAUGCACUGUUUUUUUCUUUCUUAAAAAAACCCCCUUAUUUUUGCAUAGCGUCUUCCUGGAAUAUAUAUUUGAUAAUUAGAACUACCCUCACUGACAGAUCAUACUGUUUCCGCUAAUAUUUUAAUCCUAGCAGGACAGCUGCUUUUACCAAAACAAGCUUGAGAACUUACAACUGUGUUAUUUCAGAUGCUUUGUAGAUGUUGUUGAUGCUCAGAAGGACCAUGUAGCUAAUUUCAGACCAGCUGUUCAAGGGUGUCUGAAUUGGAGCACCUCUGUUGCAGCCCUUUGUGUUUGGAUGACCCUUAUCUCUCAUUGCUGUUGCAGUAAGCAAUGGGCAAAGCAAAUGGAUUAUGUUUCAAGUGGCUACCUAGGGUGAAUAGAUUUACCUGUUGGUUGGAAUGUCACCAUGUCACUUGCAAAAUGGGAGAGAUAAUUCCUUUAUCAUGUGAGUACUAGUCUAGAAUAGAAACCUUUAAUAAAACUUGUAGCUGGAGCUUUCAUCAUGGAGUCAACCCCAGAUAUGUCAGCUGUUCAAAAGUAGUAGGAAUAUCACCCCUCUCCAAAAGCUUGCUGAUUCAAGCAAACUCUGUGCACAUGUGUGUAGACUCUUUCAUAAACUGGCCUAAUAGAUUCAAUGCUAAUGCCUUAGAAUGGCUGAUUAAAGGGAUGGACUGGAAUCCAAGGGACUUUUUGCAUUUAUGGAAAAGUUGUCUUAAUCCAGUGGAUUUGCAAAACUCCUUUCCUUUUAAUGCCGCAUUGCGUCCUGCUUUUGAAGUUCCCAGGCUUUCAAGGUAGUUUGCUGUACAGCAUGAGGGAUUAUGAGGGCUGCUGUGCAGACUAAAAGGGGGAGAAUUCCUCUUGAUUUCAUGAAGGUAGUUAAAUGUAAAGUGGUGCUUUUUUGGACCUAGUUAAUCUUCAAGAAAGCUGUGAGUUAUUUUAAAGCAGUUGACUCCUCCUGGCCUGUACAUGUUUUGAAAUGGCACUUUUAACUUGGGGUUGAUAGACUAAAAAUGACUGAAGAGGUUGAAUUUUGAGCCCCUUAGAAAUUUAAGAUCUUUUUUGUUGUUAUUGUUUGGAUAUAGUUUCCAUCCAUACCAAUAUUUACAUGUAUGAAACUAAAAACUGGGGGACACACCAUACUAUCUUGGUAGACCUAAGCAUAUUCCAACACCGAUCCCUCGGCAUUAGGAGAUGAGAAAUCUCUCUGGACAGUGAUUUCAGUUUUGGGAACUACAGCCAUUAAAAUGAACCUUUGAGGGAAUGCUUAAAAUGAUUUUCUAUAGACUAAACUAGGGCACUGGACACAAGCCACAUUGAAAUUAUUAGAUUUAAUUGCCCAUAGCUCUCUGCUGGAUCAUGCUCACUGUAUAGUUUGGCAAAACAUCAUUUGCUAAAAAGGGAAUACUCCGUUGUACUGAUUGCAAGUAUGGCUCCAAAAUGAAUUGUACAUUCCCAAAAGAAUGCAAAAAACAAUAACACAGAAGUCAUAAUAAACUUAAUGUUCAGUGUUACAACAAAGCCCCAUCCUUGCAAGAUCUUUAACUGCUUGCUACACUUAUAAAGAACCAUGCGUUUGCAAUAAAAAUACAGCUGCUUAGAAUUUUAUCAUUUAAACUUCUAAAGUACUUUUUAAAAAAGUUCAAAACAGGUCACUUUUGCAUUCAGCUAUAUAUUUAGUUGUGUUCAGCUGAACUAGGUAUUUAUGCAGAAGCAUUUUUAGGUUCCCUUGAUCUAAUAAUUUGCAUACUUUGCACAAUUCAGCAUUGUGCAUGAAUUUCAAAUCAUGUUGCACUCACAUUUUUACACAGGAGAAGAGAAGCUCUGGGAAAUUUUGGAUUUGUAUUUUUCACUGCGGUCUGCAGUUCUUUCUGGGUUUGCUUCUCUAUUAAGGUGCUCCUCUUAAGCACUUGUGUGUUUAACAUUAGUGUAAGUUCACAUGUAUCUAUGGUGCAUGCUUACUGCCAUUCACUGCAGAUGCUCUCCCCUUCUGGGCUAUUAGUCAAGGCUAUUCGUACAGUCAAGCAAACAUCUUCCUAGGAAUGCCAUGAGAACUGGUAGCCAAGCUUGCCCCCUCAUACUUCAAAGCAGACCUUGGGUCUUGUUGUUGUUGCCAUCUGCACACUUGUGUUGUUGAAGGGUUGGCACCAGAUUUAGCUGUGGGGCCUCUAGAAGCUAAGCCUUUAAAGUAACUUAAACCCUGAACAGUUACAUUCUUCUAAGUCCAUUGGGUUUAGGACGUCUGCUUAGAAUUUCACUGUAAAUAAGGGUAGCAGAAGUGUUCUCUGCUUCUCAAGCUACAAAUGUCAAUUGUGAGCGAGGUUCAGGAUGGGGUUGAGGUAUUAAUGCUUGAGUUUAUGUUGCCUUUAUUAAAAAGCAUAUGUGGAUAUGGCUGAAAAUUUAAAAAUUGACAGGGCUGAAGGAAGUGGAGAAAUCCUACUGAUGUGGAGCUCUAUAUAUGCCCUGGAGCUGUCACAUUAUAGCCUGUGAGUUGGAGUGUUUAUGUAAAAGCCAGGAUAUCUCUGCAUAAUUAUGUUGUAUAUCUGCAUAUAAAGAGUAUUAGCAGAGUGACAUCCAGUGCUUCUUAAAGGACACAUUAUAAAAAGAUAGAGACCUAACCAAGAGUAUUAUACAACAAAGGGUAUUAAAAAUUUUCUGCAAAAAAAGUAUGUAUGGGCUUUGUGUGCAACAGAUAUGGAAAUAACAUUGCACCUAAAGUACUCCAUUAUUGUCUAGAGAAAAUAUAUAUUGCAGUUAUUUAAAUUCAUUUUUCAUUAUAUUGAUUUUUUUAAAAACGUAUGUAGCAUUCUAUUGUGUUAGCAUCAAAAGAAUUUUUUUUUGCUUUGAAAUUAGCUGAACUGUGAAACAUAAAUGGGUCUUCAAAGAAAAUUACCCUUGAUCUGAACCUGUUUGAAUUCAACUGACUUUCAAAUUACAUCACUUCAUGUAAUACUUAGGCAGGGGAGCCCAGCUAGUAGCCUGCAAACUGCAUCCAGAUUGAGCAUCUGGCAUGAUAUAGCUUCUUAUCUCUGUCUUCACUCAUCUCAUUUCCUGAUUGAAAAAAGAGACCUGCCAGGUGAGGAGCCUGUCAUUUGCAUGCUACCUUUGGCCUCAGCAGUGCUGCUUCCUGAGCAUUUUUUGUUCAGGAAGCAAUUCCAUUAAGGCGGAGUUAUGUACUGCAUCGCAAGACUUCUAUGAAAAAUAGUUACUCCGUAAUUUAUAGGAUUCAGAGGCCCGUGGGCUUAUCUCUAAUUUUCCGGGUGUGAUGGUUAUAUGCAUAUUCUUUAGCUUGGAGGCAUGGUCUUAUUCUAGCCAAGCUGCUUCGGAAUUGAUGUAGUUUAUAGGGAAGAUCCAAAGCAUCAUAAUAUGGGCAGUGCUGGUGCCUGAGCCAGAUCUCUGUUCCAGAAGUCUUUCUGCUCUCCUAUUUAUUUGUGUAGUAGAAGACAACAGAAGUUUCCAUUUCUCUUACAUACCUUUUUCUACAGACACUAUGAUGCUUUUAUUUAUUGAGGCAUUUGUGUAGAAACAUUUAAAGAUAAUGGGAAGACAGAAAAUUGAACUUUUUACACACACCCCUCCUAACAAAAUGGAAUGGAACUUUAUUCUGUCUGCUAAAAGGUAUAUUUAAAAUGCAGGUAGAAAAAAAAGUUUUAAACUGUGAGCUUUGGGGAACCUGAAUUAGUGGAGUUCAGAAAUUUGGAUUCCUCUAGGAUUGUAUUUUGUACCCAUAGCCCCACAUGGAAUUUAAACCAUUUAAAAACCUGUUUGCAGGAUUGGGAUGUUGAUAACUAACAUCUAAAUGUGUGGAGUUCUGAGAGAGCAAGGUUUGAGGCAACAUGUGAUUCUGUCAGUGUGUUCUAUUGAUAGGAAGACAUGUACUAAGUUUAUUUUCAUUUAUCUCUGAUUUUAUUGUACGAGGUAUUCAAGGGCAAAGUGUUGUGAGGUUAUGUUUGAAGCCUGCCCCACUACGUUUGUCAGAAAAAGCCUUUUAUGAAAAAAAAGAAAAAAAGGGUUGGAUUGCACUUUCGCAGAAGAGAGAAUAUGUACAUAGCAAAUGAAUGUUGAUGAAAUUUAAAAUAAUUGGUUAUGAUGCCAUUUUUGUGUGGUGUUUUUGGUUGUGAUUUAUCUGUAUUAAAAUAAUUGAGAUCA